ACGGAUAUCCGGCGUUUUCGUCUGCGCAUGUGCAGUCGCCUCGCUUUCCGGCUUCCACCUCUCCUUGUUUGCGGGUGCAGAGGGUUCGCAUCUCAGGAAGGAGGGAGCCCCAGGAACAGGAGUCCCACCAAAGAACUGCCCUCUGACAGAACAGAGACCUCAUCACAAGGGCUUCCGAACAGAUGCAGAAGAACCCAGAGAGGAGCAGGUCUUGAUUUGCCCAACCGGCAGCAGUUCUUUAUCCCCUUGCCCAGAAAGCUCCAGACUUGGUGAUGUCGCCACAUCCAGAAGCCAUCACAGAUUGCGUGACACUGAAUACUGUGGGCCAACUUGCAGAAGGUGGUUAUCCUUUACGGUUCUCCACACUCUUUCAGGAGCAGCAGAAAAUGAACAUAUCUCAGGCGUCAGUGUCAUUCGAGGACGUGACUAUAGAAUUCACCCAGGAGGAGUGGCAGCAAAUGGCCCCUGUUCAGAAGAAUCUGUACAGAGAUGUGAUGCUGGAGAACUACAGCAACCUCGUCUCAGUGGGGUACUGCCAUUUCAAACCAGAGGUGAUCUUCAAGUUGGAGCAAGGAGAAGAGCCUUGGUUCUCAGAGGAAGAAUUCUCAAACCAGAGUCACCCAAGUGAGUUACUGAGCAGUAGUAGACAUAAUUCUGUAGGAGUGGUUAGACUCCAGGUCACUUUAGGGGUGAAUACCUGAAUAUCGCAAGACUUUUCUUAGAAAGUCUAAAGGCACAAAAAGCAGCAGUUAAAAGAAAAUGAUUAAUAAAGUUGAUUCCAUUAAAAGUAA
Messenger RNA from Mandrillus leucophaeus (drill), 791 nucleotides. RefSeq names its product zinc finger protein 510-like. The record is from RefSeq and is a predicted model, not a curated record. Gene Ontology annotation, biological process: regulation of DNA-templated transcription. The transcript has 5 exons. Bases 273 to 701 code for a protein of 142 amino acids. Lineage: Eukaryota; Metazoa; Chordata; Mammalia; Primates; Cercopithecidae.